UCUAUUCUAGGGAGGCAGGAACCAUUUAUUAAGGAGAAGGAGAGAAAGAAAGAAAAUAUAUUAUCCAAUAGGCAAAUAUAGGAGUAUUAUGUGAUUGUGAUUUAUGUCAUUGUCUGACAUCUCACAUUAAUACACCGAAAAAUGUCGGCGAUGUUAACUGCCGAUUGGUUUCCUCUGGGACGAGACGUAUACUUUCGCAAAUUUGAGCUGUAUCCGAUAUCCUUCCAACAUGAGAUUUCCAGCAACAACUUGAUUGUUGCAGCUCCAUAUGGAGGCUCCAUUGCUGUAACGAGAAACCCCAAGAAACUUGUCAAGAUUCAAGGGGCUAGCAAACCUUUAAUAUUGCUGUAUACAUCAUCAGGGAAAUUGACAGCCAAAUUGCAAUGGAGCAGUGGCCAACUGAUAUCGUUUGGCUGGUCUCAGCAAGAAGAAUUGUUGUGCGUGCAAGAUGAUGGUAUGGUUCUCAUAUAUGACAUGUUUGGAACUUAUCAGCAUACCUUUAGCAUGGGAAAUGUAGCCAAGGAUACCAAAGUUGUCGACGCAAAGUUUUUCACAACAUCUAAUAGCACUGGGAUAGCUGUUUUAACGUCCACCAAUCGUAUAUUUCUAGUAAACAACGUGUCUGAGCCUAAAGUCCGACCAAUUACUGAUGUACCAAGAUAUCCAAUUGAUUGCUGGUACAUGGUACAUUGCGAAAGGGAGACACAAGCGAUUUUGUCAAAUAGAGAAGGAAUAUUUGUAAUUCAUCAGUCUCAUCAGAACACUUUUUCAUUUAGCAGUCUAUUCAACAAUAAGAUCAAUAGUGUGAUAGCGAUAGCUGCGUCCAGCAACAAUCGCCAUAUUGCGCUUUAUUCCGAUACUGGACACUUGUAUAUCGGUUCAAUAGAUUUCAGAGAGAAAUAUUGUGAAUGCUAUACAAAUGUGAAGGAAUCUCUAACGAAUAUAGCUUGGUGUGGUACAGAAGCCGUGGUAUGCAGCUGGCACAGUACGAUAAUGGUAGUAGGACGUAUGGCUGAUACUAUAGUAUACAAUUAUGAUGGUUCAAUACAUUUAGUUACGGAAAUCGACGGAGUACGCGUGUUAUCGAACAGUUCCCAUGAAAUGAUUCAGAAAGUACCAAAUGUCGUGCAAAGAAUAUUUAGAAUCAACUCGACGGAUCCUGCAUCCUAUCUCUUAGAAGCCUCUAAACAGUUUCAAAAGAAGAGUCACAAAGCUGAUAGUUAUAUAGACUUGGUGAAAGAUAAACUGGAUUCGGCAAUAAAGGCAUGCAUCGAUGGUGCGAGUCAUGAAUUCGAUUUCGAAACACAAAAAAUUCUGAUGAGGGCUGCCAAAUUUGGAAAAGGAUUUAGCAAAACGAUAGAUUCGGAGUAUUAUGUUCAAAUGUGUAGGAUUUUGAGAGUCUUGAAUGCAGUGAGGCAUCCUGUUGUGGGCAUUCCGUUAACGUAUGCGCAAUUUAAUAUUCUCACGAAUCAAGUGUUGCUAGACCGACUAGUAGCACGAAGACAUUAUUAUUUGAGCAUACAAAUAGCGCGUCACUUGCAGUUACCCGAGAUAGAUGGGGAAAGUAGAAUAUUAGCACAUUGGGCUUGUUACAAAGUGAAACAAACGCAGUUAGAUAAGGAACAAAUAGCAGAGGAAAUUGCUGAUAAAUUAGGAUACGCACCUGGUGUUUCGUAUAGCGAAAUUGCAAAAAGAGCAGCGGAUUGCGGACGAAAACAAUUGGCGAUUAAAUUAAUCGAUUAUGAACCACGAGCGCAUCAACAAGUACCUUUAUUAUUGACACUUGGCGAGGAACGUGCUGCCCUGCAUAAAGCCGUAGAAAGCGGUAAUACGGAUCUAGUCUAUACUGUCAUUCUUCAUCUCAGAGAAAAUAUGACACUUGGCGACUUUCAAAUGUCUAUAAUGCAUUGUCCUCUAGCAAUGGCAUUAUAUAUCAAAUAUUGUCAGAACCACAAUAGAGAGACAUUGCGUGAUAUUUAUAAUCAAUACGACGAUUUUCAUUCGCAAGCAGUGUGGUUUAUCACUGAGAGUUACCAACGAAAAAAUACAAUGUCGAGAGACGCAUUACUGCAAUCGGCUCAAGAAAAUUUUAGAUCGGCUCGUAAUGAUACUAACGCGUCGUUAACAGAAGAACAGAUAAAACUCUUGAAAUAUCAGAGAUCUUUAGAGGAUACGCUACACGAAUCAGUCGUGGGAAAGCCUUUGCAUGAUACCAUGAGAAUAUUAUUAUUGCGUAAUGAGUUAAAAUUGGCGGACAAGUUACGAUCGGAGUAUAAAAUACCAGAUCGGAGAUAUUGGUGGCUAAGAAUACAAUGUUUAGCAGAACAAGGUUUAUGGAAUGAUUUGGAAAAGUUUUCUAAAAGUAAAAAGUCUCCUAUUGGCUAUGAGCCGUUUAUAGAUGAAUGCCUAAAGUACAACGAAAAAUUAGAAGCGAGAAAAUAUUUAACCAAAGUUAAAGAUGAUCUCAAAGUCAAGUAUUUAGUGAAGUUAAAUUUGCUUAGCGAAGCAGCACAAACAGCGUAUGAACAAAAAGAUGCUUCGGCUCUCACAUUUGUGCUGGCACAAUGCGGAUCAUCAGACAGACAAUUCGUAGAUAAAAUCAAUAUGUUACUAGCUAGUCUUAAAAAUUAA
Molecule: messenger RNA, 2631 nt
Organism: Cyphomyrmex costatus
Lineage: Eukaryota; Metazoa; Arthropoda; Insecta; Hymenoptera; Formicidae
Gene: Vps16A
Product: vacuolar protein sorting 16
Exons: 16
Coding region: 142-2631 (829 amino acids)
Biological process (GO): intracellular protein transport; vacuole fusion, non-autophagic; endosomal transport
Cellular component (GO): endosome; lysosomal membrane; HOPS complex
Molecular function (GO): actin binding
Source: RefSeq, a predicted model, not a curated record